Panicum virgatum (switchgrass) is the source of this 2265-nucleotide messenger RNA. RefSeq lists its product as uncharacterized. Gene Ontology annotation, biological process: potassium ion transport; proton transmembrane transport. Gene Ontology annotation, cellular component: mitochondrial inner membrane. Lineage: Eukaryota; Viridiplantae; Streptophyta; Magnoliopsida; Poales; Poaceae. The record is from RefSeq and is a predicted model, not a curated record. The transcript is spliced from 9 exons. The coding region runs from base 99 to 917 and encodes 272 amino acids.
CGCUCCGCCUCCGCCUCCGCCUCGCCAGUCGCCACGCCACCACACCGCCCACGCCGCCGCCGCCUCGCCUCCAGCACCGGCUCCCACCUCGCCUCGCGAUGCAGGCCCGCGUCGUCGUCUUCCCCGUCAAGGGCCGCGCCUGGUGCUUCGCCCGCCCGCGCGCCGCCGCGGCACCCGCCGGCGAUGGCGCCCACCCGCCUCCGCCGCCGACGCUGAGGGACCUCUGGCGCGGCAUCACCUCCGGAGGGCGCACGGCGCCGGAAAAGGCCGAGUCCGUCGUCGACUUCGUCGCAGACAAGAUGAACCGGGCGUGGAUCGGGUUCGGGAGCGCGCCGGAGGGGUCGAUGAAGAGCCGGAUCCACAGCUUCGGGCUGAAGCUGCUCUCGCGGGUGCGGCCGUCGGAGGUGCUGCUGAAGUCCGUGACCAAGGAUGUAGGCGCGCUCGAAAUAGUGCAUCCGGCAAGCACAAAUUCUCGUCUUGUGCGUCGACGGUUGCGGCAUAUUGCUGUUAGGGGUGCGUCAGUUCACAAGAAAUUUCUUUAUGGCUCAGUUUGUUUGCUUCCAGUUACUAGUGUUUUCAUGGUACUACCUUUACCAAACAUACCAUUCUUUUGGGUAUUAUUUCGUGCUUAUUCUCAUUGGAGAGCUCUGCAGGGAAGUGAGAGGCUCCAGUUGCUAGUUUCGGACUGCUCAGAUCAACGGGAAGUUCUUCAGAAGGAGAUUCGUUCAGGAAAGGAUGGUAACCCUAAUGAAAAUGCCCGGUAUUCUACUUGGAAGUUGCGGCCAUCCAAAAGGCUUGAUGGGUUCCUGGAAAGGAGAAACUUGGAUGAAGGUUUGGAUUGUGAUACCAUUUCAAGGAUCUGCAAGGAAUAUGAUUUGGACAUGAUUGAUGUUGUCAAGUACAGGGAUCUGCCUUAACAAAAUUCAAAUCCUUGCUCUGAAUUUUUUUCCAUUGCCCACUGAUGUUUGUACUGUAAAAUUCUUCUAGCACGACCAGCUUAAGGGUACAGGAGUUGCACGGGACGACUAACAAUUGGCCAUCCAAUGAGGAAAUUCUUGUGUAACAGCUUCAGUUUUAUUUUUAAAUAUGCUUCAAAUCAGUCGACUGCUAGUGCAGUAAUCUGAGAAACAAAUAGUACACACCAGACUGUAGGAACCCAGGGUGGUUAUUUAUGUUGAACACACCGUGUACAUAGCAAUUGAUAUUUUGCUAGCUGCCUAGCUCUUCAACUUCAGCACCUGCCGACGAACUGUGAACAAGGAGGCCAAGAGUAGGGUUGAGAUAUUUCGUACGUGGUUUGCAUUUUCUUUAUGGUCCUGAAUAUUUGGGUGUAUCUGAAUCUUAAACUGGGAUCCAAUGCAGAAUCUUCUCAUUUCGAAGUAAUUAAAAGUUUAUCUUUCUGAGAUGCCUUCUAUGAAAGUUAUAUGACUAGCUUUAUAUCUGGACUGGUGCCCUUCUGUUAUAUACUGAUAUUUAGGUGUUACAAAUAAUAAUUGCUGAUGCGAUUGGAGCAAUUCCAGAGGGAGCCAACAACAGCCAUAUCCUUCGAACUUUGUCCACACAGUACCACAUGAAAAACAUCAUUUCUUUGGUUAUCUUUUGCCCUGAUUGUGUUCGAUAGGGACGUUGAAAUUUGCACUCAAAAAAAGAAACAAGAUGUGAAGCAGCUGAACCGAAUAUACAAGCAGAGUAAAAGAUAGUACUCUCUUUUUAUUGAUAUAAGGUACGAUUGUACUCUUCCCCCAAUCCACAUCACAUCUCGUCUCGUGUCGUUGGCAGUCCCGCCAGUCCGAGCGCCACCCCCCCUUCCAGCGAGCCUCGGCGAUCCUUCCCCCCGCUUCAAGCUUCAUGCCCAAGAUGCAACCAUGGAGAAGCAUACUUCAAGCAGAUGCAGAUUCGGUCAGCUGAUGAGCCAAUGACAACAUUCUACAGGUGUUGCAGAGAAGAAUGCCAGCUUGAAUGGAGAGAUGACUGAUCUAGCAACUAGGAUUUUCCACUUUGCUUACACUACAUGCUCGUGCUGCUUCAGUUGAGUGUUGAUAUGCCCUGUUGCACAUGUAAUUCUUCUUGUAAUCACCUUGUUCUUCAGUACAAACUUCAGUGAAAUGUUAUUAUGGUGCCGCUUUUUGGCUGCAGGAGACAUUACUAGUAGCAGUGAAGUGUUUUGGAAUGUAUGUGCUUCAUGCUGCCUACAUUUGGUAGCGUGAAUGGCAUUUUGAAAGGGAUAAAGUGUUCCUGAGUUAAUUUAGCAAACAUUUUUACAGA